This is a messenger RNA of Papaver somniferum (opium poppy), 1742 nucleotides long. Its product is annotated as AT-hook motif nuclear-localized protein 10-like. The record is from RefSeq and is a predicted model, not a curated record. The transcript is spliced from 6 exons. Lineage: Eukaryota; Viridiplantae; Streptophyta; Magnoliopsida; Ranunculales; Papaveraceae. The coding region runs from base 221 to 1465 and encodes 414 amino acids. Gene Ontology annotation, molecular function: minor groove of adenine-thymine-rich DNA binding.
AAAGAAAAAUAAAGAAAAUAAAAAAAUAAAGACUGAAUUACCUUGAAGAAAUUUUCUCUCACAUUUUUCUCUUCUCACUCUCUUCCCAGAAGAAAUCCCAAAGAAAAUUCUUCACUCAAACCUCACUUCUUUCUUUAGGGAUUUAUCAGUAUUUUUCCUGUAUUUUUAACCCCCUUUUUUACAGGAAAAAGUUGUUGUUGUACUUUAUAUGUGUAUAUAGAUGUCUGGAAUCUCUGGAUCUGAGUCAGGAAUUAUGUCAGCUGGUAGAGAUUCAUUUGGAGGAGUUCAGAAGAAUCAUCAGAUUCAUAAUUCUCAACCAUCUGGUGGUGGUGGAACAACAUCCAUGAGAUUAGCUUUUAGCUCAGAUGGUACAGCAGUUUACGCACGGAUCAUAUCGAAUUCUCUGACAUACGAACCAAGUGGAGGUGGCGGUAGCGGUGGUCUUGGUGGUGGUGGUGGUGAUAAUUCAGCUAGUAAUAUUUUAAAGUCAGGCCUAAAUAUGAACGUCAGCGGGGGCGAACCUAUGAAGCGAAAACGAGGUAGACCAAGAAAGUAUGGUCCAGAUGGAAGCAUAGCUGGGCAAUUGACUAUAACAGCACCGCCACCACCCGCUCCUACAGGACCAACACCAACUCUUGUUCCAGUUCAACUUCAACCUCCAGUUUCAGUUCAAGCUCCACCUCCACCUCCACCUGGAGUGUCUAAUUCUUCGACCCCGACAUCGCCACCAUCUCCUUCGUCAAUGAAGAAAUCUAGAGGCCGGCCACCGGGUUCCGGGAAGAAGCAUCAGAUGGAUGCCUUAGGAUCUGGAGGAAUUGGAUUUACCCCUCAUGUUAUCGCAGUUAAAGCUGGAGAGGAUGUGUCAUCGAGGAUUAUGUCAUUUGCUCAGAACAGUUCUAGAGCUAUUUGCAUUCUAUCAGCAAAUGGUGCUAUUUCUAAUGUUACAUUGCGGCAGGCGGCAACAUCUGGUGGUACUGUUACUUACGAGGGACGAUUUGAAAUCCUUUCACUAUCUGGAUCAUUUCUGCUAUCAGAGAGUGGAGGUCAGCGCAGCCGAACAGGAGGACUGAGUGUAUCAUUGGCAGGGCCUGAUGGUCGCGUUUUAGGUGGUAGCGUGGCUGGUCUUCUAACUGCUGCAUCCCCUGUUCAGGUGGUGGUGGGUAGUUUUGUCGUGGAUGGGCGUAAAGCAGCAAAGUCCAACCAAUUUGAAUCUAAUUAUGCACCGGCGAAGUCGAACCCAGGUGUUGGUGGGAAUGGAAUGAUGAGUGGUGGUGGUGGUACAGUUGGCAGCCCAACCUCAAAAGGGACUACAAUGAGUGAAUCUUCUGGCGGUGGCCCUGGUAGCCCUCUCAAUCAUAGCACUGGAGCAUGCACCAAUAACAACAACAACAACAACAACAACAACAACAAUCACCAUCACCAUAAUCACAACCUGCAAAGCAUGGCAAAUAUGCCUUGGAAAUAAUAGUCUAAUGUUUUAUGAUGCUUCACCUAAAAAAACACUAAUCUUCAGUACCAACGGUAGUUUAAAGCUUAAUUAGUGUUUAGUGAGUGUUGUUGUAAUUUAUAGCUUAGUUUUAGGUUAGAUCAUGAUUGAUCAGAGGAAAAAGUGAUUGUGCAACUUAAAUUUUAGGAUUUGAAGCAUCUGUAGAAGACCACUUUCUGGGUUUCAAGGGUUGUAGUAGUAAGCUAUAUUAGUUUGUUUAAAUAAGAAAAGAUUAGUUAUUGCUGUUGGAUGUGCA